UCCGCGACGCGGGCGAUUUGGAGGAAUGGCGGCCGCUUGGUCUUCCAGUUGUUGCAAGGGAUGCUCUUCUACAAGCUGUACGUGUGGCGGUGACAAGGGCAAGUGGAGCGACUCCUCUCUGUUGGGCAGGCGGCUCUCGGAAGAUUCGAACCGUCACCAGCUGCUGCAGAAGUGGGCAAACAUGUGGAACUUCGUGAGCGGAGACGCGUCGGUGGCCUGUGCAGAGGGGACGCGGCGCGAGGAGGCUGCGGAACCCGCCGAGGAGGAGGAUAGGCCGCUGGUGUUUCUGUGCUCCGGCUGCAGGCGGCCACUGGGCGACUCGCUGAGCUGGGUGACGAGCCAGGAGGACACCAACUGCAUCCUGCUGCGCUGUGUUUCCUGUAAUGUUGCUGUGGAUAAGGAACAGAUACUAUCCAAACGUAAAAAUGAAAAUGGUUGCAUUCUGGAGGCCCUCUCCUGCACGGGGUGCUCGCUCAGGCUUGGCUACGUGUACAGGUGCACACCCAAGAGCCUAGACUACAAGAGAGACUUGUUUUGCCUCAGUGUGGAAUCCAUUGAAAGUUAUAUUUUAGGGUCCUCGGAAAAGCAAAUUGUGUCAGAAGAUAAAGAACUUUUUAAUCUCGAGAGCAGAGUUGAAAUAGAAAAGUCUCUAAAGCAGAUGGAAGAUGUUUUGAAAGCCUUACAAACGAAGCUCUGGGAGAUUGAAUCAAAAUUGUCCUUUGCCAGUUGCAAAAGCUGAAAUCUUCUAAGCGCCCCCACUCUGGACUCCCUGCUGACGGGCACUUCCUUCAUAUGUAGCAGUUCUGGUUAUCAUUUGAUUUCACCUAGAAUGGAAGGAGUUCUAAAGGGCUGUAUGCAUAUUCUCUUGUAUUGAUCAAGUGAGAAGAAUUGUAGAACUACUUUACAAUAUAAUAAAUGGUAAAGAGAUGGUUA
Lutra lutra (Eurasian river otter) is the source of this 933-nucleotide messenger RNA. It is a transcript of the gene MIS18A, whose product is annotated as MIS18 kinetochore protein A. Gene Ontology annotation, biological process: chromosome segregation; CENP-A containing chromatin assembly. The transcript has 5 exons. Gene Ontology annotation, cellular component: chromosome, centromeric region; chromatin; nucleus. The coding region runs from base 26 to 739 and encodes 237 amino acids. The record is from RefSeq and is a predicted model, not a curated record. NCBI's taxonomy places the organism in Eukaryota, Metazoa, Chordata, Mammalia, Carnivora, Mustelidae.